Messenger RNA from Eremothecium cymbalariae DBVPG#7215, 762 nucleotides. Its product is annotated as HAD family hydrolase. The record is from RefSeq and is a predicted model, not a curated record. The transcript has a single exon. Gene Ontology annotation, biological process: glycerol biosynthetic process; response to osmotic stress. Lineage: Eukaryota; Fungi; Ascomycota; Saccharomycetes; Saccharomycetales; Saccharomycetaceae. Gene Ontology annotation, molecular function: sn-glycerol 1-phosphatase activity; beta-phosphoglucomutase activity. The coding region runs from base 1 to 762 and encodes 253 amino acids.
AUGACGAAUAUGGAUCAGAAGAAACAGGCCAUCAGACUAAGGGUUCACGGAGCUCUUUUCGAUGUUGAUGGCACCAUUAUUAUUUCUCAGCCGGCUAUUGCGGCGUUUUGGAGGGCAUUUGGUAAGGGUAAGCCAUACUUUGACGCGGAGCAUGUGAUCAAUGUGACACAUGGGUGGAGGACAUACGAUGCGAUUUGCAAGUUUGCGCCAGACUACGCGAGUGAGGAAUAUGUGUCAAAGCUGGAAGGUGAGAUUCCAGAGAAAUAUGGGCAUCAUUCGGUUGAGGUUCCAGGGGCUGUUAAGUUGUGUGCAGAGUUGAAUCUGUUACCCAAGGAGAAGUGGGCUGUGGGAACGUCGGGGACGUUUGCCAUGGCGCACAAGUGGUUUAAGGUAUUAGGAAUUAAGAGACCAUCUACGUUUAUCACGGCGAACGAUGUGAAACAAGGCAAGCCUCAUCCGGAGCCAUAUUUGAAGGGUCGGGAGCUGUUGGGAUAUCCUGUUAAUGAGGAGAGUCCAGCUCUUUCCAAGGUGGUUGUGUUUGAGGAUGCUCCAGCUGGUAUUGCAGCUGCGAAGGCUGCAGGGUGUAAGGUUAUUGGUAUUGCGACUACGUUUGACGUUGAAUACUUGAAAGAGAAGGGUUGUGAUAUUAUUGUCAAGAAUCAUGAGGGUUUGAAAGUUGGAGGUUAUAUUUCUGAGACGGAUGAGGUUGAAUUUAUAUUUGAGGACUACCUGUAUGCCAAGGAUGACUUGCUAGAGUGGUGA